UGACCACGACAUGCAUGACGAACGGACAGACGACCACCAGAGAAAAGAACGAGCAAAAUUGACUCGGUAGACGUGGUCGCAAAGAAAGGUUUUUCUUCUAAAUCUGUGAUUAUAAACGUGGUGCUGAGUGGUCCGUGCCCCGUGGUUUUCAAGUUCAAGUUUAUUUACUAUGCUCUACGAAAAAGGGACUCGAGCAAAGUUAAGUUAACGUAGGUCGGUUCAUUGAAACCACACCAAAGAGUCUCAACAAGAAGGACAAAAUAAAAACAAUAGUCCCAUUAUGUCUAAAAUGGGUCCUUUAAAUGAUGUAGUGAUAAGCAUUGACAACCCAAAAAAUGUAACUAAGAUUGAGGCGUCCUCGACAGCUGAAAUCAAUAUAUUAUGUAUAAACAUAACUCCAUAUAGCCAGUUUACACAAUUUGCCUGCUGUACAAUAUUCAUUUUUGUAUGUUACCUAGCAUAUGGGUAUAUCCUGGAACUAAUAUUCUCGAACCCAGAAGUAAAACCAAUAAGUUUGUACAUAACAUUAGUACAAUUUUUUAUUACUAUGGCACUCAGUUAUGUUGAGUCUAUGAUACGAAGCCCGAUAAAGAGGAAAAUACCUCUAAUAACGUGUGCAAUAUUAGCAGCCCUUACACUGGGUACAAUGUCAUUCUCCAAUUUAGCACUCAGUUAUCUCAACUACCCUACCCAGUUGAUCUUCAAGAGCUGUAAACUCAUACCUGUGAUGAUUGGGAGCAUCAUCAUUAUGGGGAAAAGAUACGGCUUCCUAGACUACUGUGCUGCUGUUGUUAUGUGUAUUGGAUUGACUAUGUUUACAUUAGCGGACUCUAAAACUUCGCCAAACUUCGAUGUAUUUGGCGUCCUAAUAAUAUCAUUGGCUCUACUCUGUGACGCUAUAAUAGGGAAUCUACAAGAGAAAGCGAUGAAACAAUAUCAGGCAUCGAACAACGAAGUAGUGUUUUACUCGUACGCUAUUGCGUGUGUCUAUCUCGUUGUAAUCACGGCGUGCUCUGGAAUCAUGACCAAGGGAAUCCAGUAUUGUGCAGAGACGCCAUUAAAGACGUACACAAACAUAUUCCUGCUGAGUGUAACCGGGUACAUGGGCCUGCAGGCGGUGUUGACACUCGUGCGCAUAUGCGGCGCCACUGUCGCCGUCACUGUCACCACCAUGCGGAAGGCAUUCUCCAUUAUCAUCUCCUUCUUACUCUUCAGCAAGCCUUUUGUCUUCCAAUACGUGUGGUCCGGCAUGCUGGUGGCAUUAGCUAUUUACCUGAACCACUACAGCAAGCAACAUCCGCAAUACGUCCCACGCCCACUGUUGAACUGCUGCCAUCUUCUACAGAGAAUGUACCAAUCAGAGUAUUCUUAUUUGAAGUCUAGAACUAAAAUCUAUGCUGAUACUGUAUAGGUAUAUAAGUAAAUAAAUUGAGAGGUAGCGGUGGGAAAUAUAGCUCACAGAGAAGAGUGAUCGAAUCUAUCAGAUACUGGUUUCAGAAUCACUUUUUUUAGCUCUGUGGCUCUCAGCUCAGUACAAUGCUAUCUGUGGUUCUGCAAGAAAAUAUAAGCCUUAAUCGUAAGGUUUUAGUGUACAUAAAAUACCCGGUAAGUCUUCCAUACAGGCAACAUCGAGCAUAGCUAUGAAUCUCGCUCACUCUUGUGCAUGCGGGUAGUUUCCAUAAAUUAUGAAAUUCUGAUUACAGAAUAAAGACAGAUUUAAAGGUGACAAAAAACGUUUUCUUUUUUCUAUCUAACUUAUUUACGAUUUUUUUCUUUCUAACUUAUUUAAAUAAAGAAAAAUGUAAAUAAUAAGUACGACAUUUUGUCACGUUUUUCUAUGACGUCAUUAGUUGCUUGUUUAUACAAAUUCUAUAGUAAUUUCAUAUUUUUGAGAGCCGAAGAGCUAAAUAGCGACGAUUAACGACGGUGCGUUAGUAAGCGAAAGAGUUACUGAGGCUAGCUAUAAUGGCUCAUUCGCGAACCCAUCGCUACUAAGAGGUGAUAAUAUAAGCUAGGUAAACUGGUAAACCAGUAAAUAGGUAAUAGGUAUUAUGUUGCUCUUUCGCUGUUGAGCAGUUGCGUAAGGUCACUUCCACAUACAUACAUAAACUCACGCCUAUUUCCCACCGGGGUAAGCAGAGACUAUUGAAUUCCAUUUGCUUCGAUCCUGACACACUUCUCUUGCUUCCUCCACAUUCAUCAAUCACUUCAUACCCGCACGCCGGUCACUUCCACAGUUCCACCUAAUGUGUGGUUUUAACUUUUAUUCCUUAAGCUUUAAAAUGUAAGUAAAUAAAAAUUGUGAUAUGAAUUUUAAUUAAACAUACAGUUUAUGUUUUGAUUUAAGUAGGUAUUGCAUUUGUUUAGCAUUUCACGUAUUUAGAUUAAAUUAUUAUAAAUGAGUUUCUUUAUUAAAUUUUAUGUUAGGCAUUCAAUUAAUUGGCAGAAGGCGAAACUGCUCACCACCUAUCAUGUUGGUCUAAAGCUGGUUGGGUGAAUAUCAAAAUGUGUCAAGUUUGGUGGCGACUGUCAUAUAAUUUUUUCGUGAAAAAUUGGGGAAAUUGUGAAAAUUGGGAAUUGAAAAAUUCCUUUUUCAUGUCGGAACCGAGGAUCCUUUUGGAUCUUUUUCAUGUCGGAACCGAGGAUCCUUUUGGAUCUUUUUCAUGUCGGAACCCAAUUUUUCACGAAAAAAUAAUAGGAAAUUUCGCCACCAAACUUGAAAUUUUGAAAUUCACCCGGUUGAGGUGUGGGUUCUUAGCGGUACGGAGAUGUACUACUACCCAACAUAUAUAUAUAUUUGAUUUGGUGAUAUGUGACCAACAAUAUAAUAUUUCAGUACAUUUGCCAAGCUAUCGCAUACUUUUAUUUGUAUAAUUUUAAGUUUCAUGCGUUAUUGAAAUGUUAUAAAAGAAUUUCUUUUAGUAAGUACCUUUCUGUUUCAAAUUGACCAUUGUCACAAAAUAUUGUCUCAAAUAAAAAUACUGUUGUUUUUAUCAAUGACAUUUAUUUCAUUGUUGUAUGUACAAAAUCUUAUAAAUCUAAUCGUUUCAUACAAAAGUGUCCAAAUGUAAUGUGUUUUAAUAUUUGGAAUGUUAUUAUAAGACACUAUUUUCAUUGGCUUUAUACAAUCUCUAGGUCGAAUGAUUAAUUUGUUAAAGCACAGUUUUAAUACUUUAGAAGGCGUCAGAAACAAUUAUUGAUACUUCGGUGAGUGAUCAGUCGUUAUUACAAAAUUAUAUUAGUAUUACUGUAUUAAUAAAUUUUAACAUGUUUUAUAUAAGCCGAAGUGGGAAUAUUGGUCAAAUUAAUUAACAUUAUACAGGUCACAAGGUCUAACUAUACUAGAAAUUAAAUAUGUUCCUACUCCCGCCCUUUUGCCCACAAUGGCGUACCAAUAAAUACCCUAGCGGAUAACAUGAUUGUCAAUCAAUGACGUCACGGGGUUAAAAAGGCCACAUCGAUGCAAUUUAUCUAAAAAAGCAAUAUUACAAUUUGACACUUGCGCGUAUAAGUGCGCAAUGCAAACAAAUGUCAAAUAGCAAUAUUGACCCCUUUUUAACCCCUCGGGUCUGUAGGCCAAAAUUCAAUUUUAGUUUAGUGCGACAGAAAAACAAGCCCUCUGUUUCUUGCAUGACAUAUGUCAAGGUUGGCACUCUAAAAAGCUGUCAAACCAAACUAAAAUUACGUUUUGUCCGCUGAAAAUUGUCACAUUGUAAUGACAGCUUUGUCUUGGUGAUUGUAAAACUUAUUUACAUGUAGAGUAUACUUGAAGGAAAUGCACCAAAUUAUGAGACAGACGGUGAAAUAAGUUUUAAAACACUGAAUCAAUACAUAACAUACGGCAAAGUUUUAAACCUUAAGUACUUGAGAUAAGGUUUAACUAGUCUGCAUAUCUACUGAUGGUCUCACGUAGACAAUUUUUGACGAUUUCCUUCGAGUAUACUCGAAUUGCUAUAAAGGAAUACUACAAAAUAUAUCAUUCAACAUUGAUUUAUAAAAAAGGAACUAGAAAAGAAUAUGAGCAUUUAUAUAUCAAAAUCGUAAUAAAGACAGAUUCUAUUGUACCAAUUCUAGAUAUUAACUACAGAUUUAUUCAAUUUGUGCGACUGAGGCCGGGUUUAUUGACACACGACGAUUUGAGUGGCUAUGGAAACUCUUAUACAUCGUCUUAUGUUUGAAUUCACCGCGCAACUGAUUGCGUCCUGUCACCAUAAACAAGGCCUUAGUUUUGUCAUAGGGGUUUUCUAAAGGGUUACACAUGGCUAUAAAAACUGU
Pectinophora gossypiella (pink bollworm) is the source of this 4275-nucleotide messenger RNA. RefSeq names its product adenosine 3'-phospho 5'-phosphosulfate transporter 2 (gene Papst2). Bases 281 to 1411 code for a protein of 376 amino acids. Gene Ontology annotation, cellular component: Golgi membrane; endoplasmic reticulum membrane. Gene Ontology annotation, biological process: transmembrane transport. Lineage: Eukaryota; Metazoa; Arthropoda; Insecta; Lepidoptera; Gelechiidae. Gene Ontology annotation, molecular function: 3'-phosphoadenosine 5'-phosphosulfate transmembrane transporter activity. The transcript has 6 exons. The record is from RefSeq and is a predicted model, not a curated record.